Molecule: messenger RNA, 1156 nt
Organism: Dinoponera quadriceps
Lineage: Eukaryota; Metazoa; Arthropoda; Insecta; Hymenoptera; Formicidae
Product: histone-lysine N-methyltransferase SETMAR-like
Exons: 1
Coding region: 673-915 (80 amino acids)
Molecular function (GO): nucleic acid binding
Source: RefSeq, a predicted model, not a curated record
UGUUGGAAAGUUACAUAUCUCGCCUAUUUAAAGAAAUCAUUGUAAGCUCUAAAAUAUAUUGGAACUUUUUUUUUUAAUUAAUUUUGUUGAAAAUAGAAUGGUCGGAAAUUCGCACUAUUAUGAAGUAUGAGUUCUUACGUGGAAUUACGGCAUCGCAGACCACAUGAAACAUUAAUAGUGUAUUUGGCUCUAGUGUUACUACGCAGCAGACAGUAUCAAAUUGGUUUGCCAAAUUUCGUACAGGUAACUUUGACCUCACAAAUGAGCCACGCAGUCGCCCAGAAUCAAAGGUCAAUAAUGACGAACUAAAGGUGACCGUUGAGUCUGACCCAUCUCAGAGUGCCUAUGAAUUAUCGUUGAAGUUUGGUAUUAGCAAACAAACAAUAUUAACUCAUUUAGCUCAAAUCGAUAAAGUAGAUAAGUGAGUUCCACAUGAACUGAAUGAAAAACAUAAACAAAAGCAUUUGGCAGCUUGCUUGAUGUUGCUUUCUCGUCAUCUGAUCCAUUUUUGAAUCGAAUUGUCACUUGUGAUGAGAAAUAGAUCCAAUAUGACAAUCGCAAAUGUUCAGCACAGUGGUUGGACAAGGAUGAAUCACCAAAACACAUUCCAAAUCGCAAUAUUCAUGAAAAGAAGCUGAUGGUGAGUGUUUGGUGGUCUAGCGUAGGUCAAUUAUGAUCCAUUAUGAUUUCAUGAAACCUGGCUCAUCGAUCACAGCAGAAAUAUACUGUAACCAACUGGACGAAAUGAUGCAAAAACUUAAAGAAAAACAGCCUAGAUUGGUCAACAGAUCUACUCCUAUCUUAUUGCAUAAUAACGCUAGACCACACAAUGCACAAAUGACUGGCAAAACUACAGGAAUUGGAGUUGGAACUUCUUCAUCAUCCUCCAUACUCACCAGACUUAGCCCUCACUGACUACCACUUCUUCCGCAAUUUGGACAACUUUUUAAUAGGAAAACAAUUUAAUUCUGACAAUGCUGUAAAACUGGUCUUCCAGGAAUUCAUUGACUCUCGUCCGCCAGGGUUUUAUACCACCGGCCUGAACAACCUGCCGCUUAAAUGGCAAAAGUGUAUAGACAAUAUGGGUGCAUACUUUGAUAAAAAAAAUAAUUUUUUACAUUUGUAAGUUAUCAACCAACUUUGCCUUUUUUUCUAC